Messenger RNA from Aspergillus aculeatus ATCC 16872, 807 nucleotides. RefSeq lists its product as uncharacterized. Gene Ontology annotation, biological process: secondary metabolite biosynthetic process; fatty acid biosynthetic process. Gene Ontology annotation, molecular function: phosphopantetheine binding; fatty acid synthase activity. The coding region runs from base 1 to 807 and encodes 268 amino acids. NCBI's taxonomy places the organism in Eukaryota, Fungi, Ascomycota, Eurotiomycetes, Eurotiales, Aspergillaceae. The transcript is spliced from 2 exons. The record is from RefSeq and is a predicted model, not a curated record.
AUGGCCCGUAUAUCGGGAAAGAGCGAGAAUCCCACCACCCAUCUCAAUCCGUGGAGUCAGGCGCUCCCGUCCCGAUUGCUAUUUGCAGCAUGGGAAUGCGCCCUACCAGGCGGAAUCCGCGACGAAGAGACCCUGUAUGACUUCCUCAUCGACGGCAAAGAUGCCCGCUCCGUGAUCCCUCCCGAUCGAUACAACAUCGACGCCUAUUUUAGCCCCCAUGACAAGCCCGGCACCGUGUCCACGAAGCAUGGCUACUUCCUCGACGUCGACUUGGGGAACCCUACAGUGAGAAGCGCGAUGGAGGCGGGCUCCGCCCGGCUGAUUACGGAGCAGGACUUCCUCGACACUCUGCAAUUAACCAUAGCUCGGUCGUCGGCCCGCCUACCACACGAUGGCAGGCCAGCAGGCACCGCCGCGGGACUAGGACAGGUGUUCCACAACCCCAGCCAGGUAUCCCAAGUGAUGGAGUCCCAACUGCCCAUCACGCACCCGGACAACCACAACAUCUGGAAGCGCGACCCGCGGAUGCCCAUCUACCACAACAUCGAGACAGUCGCCGUGCAGGGCGAAGCGGACUUCCUGGUGCACAGGCCAGAGGACGGCUCGGAGUCGUUGGGUUUGGGCAUGUCGCUCACCGAAGUCGGGGUGGAUUCGCUGGUGGCCAUCGAGCUGCGCAACUGGUGGAAACAGAACCUCGCGGUGAAGGUGUCGGCGUUGGAGUUGAAGAGUGGGGGUAGUAUGUUGGAGUUGGGGGAGUUGGCGGCGAGGAGGCUGCGGGAGAAGGUGUUGGGCAAUAGGCAAAGAUAA